Lagenorhynchus albirostris (white-beaked dolphin) is the source of this 2104-nucleotide messenger RNA. It is a transcript of the gene ALKAL2, whose product is annotated as ALK and LTK ligand 2. The record is from RefSeq and is a predicted model, not a curated record. The transcript is spliced from 6 exons. Gene Ontology annotation, molecular function: receptor signaling protein tyrosine kinase activator activity; receptor tyrosine kinase binding. Bases 317 to 775 code for a protein of 152 amino acids. NCBI's taxonomy places the organism in Eukaryota, Metazoa, Chordata, Mammalia, Artiodactyla, Delphinidae. Gene Ontology annotation, biological process: positive regulation of ERK1 and ERK2 cascade; positive regulation of ERK5 cascade.
CCCUCCUGACGUCGGCGGCCGCGGGGAUAAGAGGCGCCCCGAGGUCCGAGGCCGGACUCUGCCGGCGCGCACCCCAGGCAAGCGCGGGUUCCCAGCUCGGAGCUGCCGAGGCACCGCGUCCCCUUCCCCGCGCGUCCAGUGCGCUCCGCCGGCCCGGGCGCCGCCGGGCAUGGAGUAGCGAGCGGGGCGCGCGGCUCUGGGGCGCGCGGACAGACGCCGGGACAGACGCCAGAGGACGCCCGCGGCUCCGGGGCGCGGGGACAGCGAGCCGAGCUCCGGGAGCGCGUCGGAUCCGCCCAGCCUGGCCGAGCGCAGGAUGCGCGGACCCGGGCGUCCUCUCCUCCUGGGGCUGCUGCUCGUGCUGGGGGCGGCGGGGCCCGGCCGGGGGAUCGCGGAGACCCGGGAGGCCGCGGACAGGCAGACGCUGCUGCAACUCAUCGUGGAGAUCGUCCAGGAGCUCAGGAAGUACCACUCGGGGGAGUCCAAGAGGCUGCAGCUCUCGGGCCGGCAGGACUACACCCUGGGCCGCAGGGAGGUCUCGGACUACGGGGCUUACGCGGAGGAGCAGAGAGUGGAAAUUGUUCCUCGAGAUCUAAGGAUGAAAGACAAGUUUCUGAAACAUCUUACAGGUCCUCUUUAUUUCAGCCCAAAGUGCAGCAAACACUUCCACAGACUUUACCACAACACCCGAGACUGCACCAUCCCCACCUACUAUAAGAGAUGCGCCCGGCUUCUUACUCGGCUGGCUGUCAGUCCGAUGUGCAUGGAGGGAUAAGUUAAAGCAUCACUAUUUCCAAAGAUGAACCAGGCACAUCCUUGGAAAACCACCGCCAUCUACUCACAAGUGGGGAGACCAGAUGCCCAGCGUCCACAUCCACCGAAGAACCGCUCAGGCCACAGGCUUCCUGUCUCUGUGCCUGCGAGCUAACCGCCUGCUUCCCCACAGCGGUUCCCCAAAGACUGCUCUCCUGCAGAGACAGCUCCCCGGAGCGAAAAGUCGAGAGUAAUGGUACCCAGGAGCCUACGCUUCCGUGGAACUGCACCCGAGCGUGGACCUACCUCUGCACCGUCUCAGGACGGGCACACCAGGGCUUUCCCAACACAACACGGAGACCCACAUCGCACUGGUCACCGCCGUCGGUAACCAUGUUCACUUUGGUCAAGAAGUGGGUAGUUUAAAAUACAGAUACUUCUGCUAAAAUAAUUUUGUAACAUUUAAAAAAAGAUUAAUUUCUUCCAACUCCAGAAGUUCUAAACUGCAGUAGCAAAGUCUUAACUGGCUGGUGACGACGCAGACAGUCAAGGGUUUCUGUGUACCCUGACGUCCCGGAGGGCAGAGCACACAUCCUGCGUUAGCAGCAGGUUUUCCUUAAGUGGCGUAAGCUGCGUCCACAUACGUUUCUUCCGCCGUCCUAACACAUGAAGAUGUCACGACAAAGCUGCAGGGUAAGACUCCUCUUCCUACUCCAGACCAGAGCCUCAACUUCUUAAAGGCUAAGUCUGAAAGAAGUGGGUCUUUAGAGGGGUCCGAGCACAGGGACCCUCCACACUGUGGUCUCAGAGCAGAGCCCGAGCCCUUUGCUCCUUCUUGCUGAAACUCAUGACCUGAUCUCCUCGAGCCAAAGAGAAGCUGUAGCUUCGCAGCCAUCCUCCCACACAGCAGGAGAGCCUCCCAAACACACCCCUCACUACCUGGACUUGGCGCUCCAGUAAGUUACAAGCCUGAGCCCUGGAACACUUUCAGAGAAGCGGAGUUUUGAGUAAGAAGUAUCCAGCUCGCUCUACAAAAUGCAGCCUAUUCUGAGACCCAGGAUCACCCCACAUCAGCGUGGACUGAACUACCGAGGACUUGGCAGCAGACGCAUCAACACUGAGCACUGUUCUUCAGACCCUAGCAAGCAUCUCUUUUCGUUUGUGAUGAUUUCCAUCCCUUUAGCGCAGCAGGCCCGUGAGCACUGAGUUACUUUCCAGAAUAAAAUAGACACACAUUUUGGCACACAGGGAAACAUGCAGACUGCAAUUCCUCACAUCUAUGCACACAUUAUGUUACACGUAAUUGAAUGUAUAGGUCUUCCAGAAUCAAUAAGCAACUGUGAAUCAUUCU